Molecule: messenger RNA, 587 nt
Organism: Paramuricea clavata
Lineage: Eukaryota; Metazoa; Cnidaria; Anthozoa; Malacalcyonacea; Plexauridae
Source: the annotation of a GenBank genome assembly
AUGGAUAUUCCCAGCGGCUUACCACCAACCCUAACACCGACCAGGUACGAACCACCACCACCUCCACCAGCAGCGACAAAAACAUACACAUGGCGCGAAUGGCGUGAUUGGUUAGUCAAGGACGUGCCGAAAGAUAUAAGAAGGAAAGUCACCGACGCAUACAGAAUAUUUAAAAACAAGGUUUUAAGUCUGUACGGUAAGCAACCAACGGUAAAAUCAACAUUAGUCUCUAGUGCUAUCGAAAAGAAUACCGCUAAAUGGAUGAUACCCGGUGAUGAGUUCAAAGAUCCUUGGGUUUUCUUAAACAGCGCAAGAUCUGAAGUGGAAAAGAUCGUCAACGAUGUUGAAGGUGCAAAGAAAGUAUAUCUGGUAUUAACCUGCGAACUCGUAAAAGAAGACUCAAAAACCAAACAGAAAACAUACACAACAUUCCACGGAAGAAGUAAUACUCACACAAUCACAGUUAACAUCAGCGGAGAGUAUGAAAAAAUGCGCGAAAAAGUGUUAGAAAGUCUCGCGAAAUUCCAGAAGAAUGGUAGUGGUUGGAGAUUACACAAAGUGGAAAAGUUAGAAGUGUCUGUCACAAA